GAGGGCAGCAUGCAGUUGGCUCCAGCAGGUUUGUGGGACCCCCAUGGGCCCCAGUCUGAAGAUGGCUCCCCCCUCCCCCUCCCCCUGCAUCCACCCUCCGCCUCUCACCUCUCCCAUGUGAUUGCCGCGCCACCAGCUAAGCGAAUCACCUUCUACAAGAGAGGCGACGAUAAGUUUGCAGGUGUGAGGAUGGCGGUCCACAAACGCAGCUUCAAAUGCUUUGACGCACUGCUGGAUGACCUGUCGCAGAAGGUGCCCCUGCCAUUUGGGGUACGUACGGUCACCACCCCCAGAGGAACCCACAGUAUUAAACAUCUAGAGCAGCUGGAGGACGGAGGGUGUUACCUCUGCUCUGACAGACGGCAGGCUAAACCAAUCAACAUGGAGCUGGCUGGCAAACGCCCUGCCCUCUGGCACCACCCCAGCCGCCGAGUGCCACAGCGACCAGCAGAAGACCCUUGCCCUCCCACUGCUCCAAGCCACACCCCUACACGGCAGCGGCGCAUCCUAUUGGUCAGAAACAGCGACCCUGCGGUGAGGAGGAGUGUGAUUCUGAGCCGCCGCUCGACCCGAAGCCUCCGAGUGUUUCUGGAAGACAUCUCGGAACUGAUGCAGUGUCACGUCAGGAAAUUAUACACACUGGAGGGGCGCAAGAUUGACAGUGCACAGAGCCUGAUGACGUGUCCAGGUGUGUUGGUGUGUGUGGGUCGAGAGCCCUUCAGACCUCUACUGCUGGAGUACGUAACCAAGAGCUCUGAGGAGAAACUUCCUGGACUGGGGUCGCGGCCAACUGGAAACGGGGCCCGCUCCCCCGGUACUGGAGCCCGCUCACCUGGUAACGGAAAAGGGUCACGUUCUAGUGUCUGCAGCGAGGGACACGACAUCAAGAAGAACGUGAACUUUGGUCUGGAGACUAAGAAGAGCAUCAUCCAUCCUCGCUUAGACUCUUCAAACCGCUCCACCCGUUUCUCUCUCUCCUCUGAGAAGUCCUACGCUAACGGCCUCAGCACUUGUCCCCACUCCCACAGCGGGAGGGAGGCGGUGCUGAACGAUGACAUAGAGAAACGUGUGCUGGUGAACAAAGAUGGCAGCCUGUCUGUGGAGAUGAGGGUGCGGUUCAAUCUCCACAACGACGAGACGCUUCAGUGGUCCACGGAGAUUAAGAAGUCUCCGUCUGACUCUCUGACAAAUGACUGCUGUCCGCUCAGGGAAGCCCCGCCCUGCUACCUACAGCAGGGCCAAUCUGAAAGCUGCUCGGACCCUGACUACGCUUUUUGUGUUGCUGAAGCUGCCGACUACGCCCCCAAGCCUCCACAGCGCUCCCUGAAGGAGCCACAGCCCCGCUGCGCCUGCUGCUACCAGAGACCUGACCCGGAGUAUGACCUCUGGGAAAACCCCGCCCACAUCCAGACUUCUAAGCACUCCCAUUCCAGGGUUAGACACACCCACUCUUCUAGCUCCUCCUCCUCCUGCCGCUCCAGCAGGGUGGUGAGGAGACGGGCGAUGCACAAGGAGGGUUCCGAGCCCGGAAGGGUUGUCCAGGAGUGCUGCGUCAGGGAGGAGGUACAGCGUCGGGUGGAGGUGGAGAGGGAUGGAGGGAUGGUGGAGGUGUGUACAGUCAGUCGAAGUGAGCUCAAUCUGACAGACAACCAGGGGGAGGAGCGUCCUCUUUCUAGCUCCUCCCACGUACUCCAGGCGCUUCAGGAAAAUGUGGAUGCCCUCCCUCCCAGCGCCUCACGCUGCUGCCAUAGCAACGACCCCCCACAACCGCUCCCUUUGACUCCGCGACCUCCCAGCCACUUGUCCAGCUCCUUCAGGAGCAGGAAGCACACCCCUGCCCCACAGCGAGAGGAGAGGGGAGAGGGGGAAGAGGAAAGGCGUGACAUGGGUGAGGAGAGGGCUAGCAGAGCCUCCUCCCGGCGCACUUGUCACUCGUGUUCCUGCCGUGGUGGAGAAGUCACCCCUCAGGCCGACCAGAAGAGGGCGGACAGCCAAGCCUCCCACAGAUCUAGAUCCUUCAAUAGAAUCACAACCCCUGUGGCUUCAGAGGAGGGAGAUGAUGAAGAUGAUGAAGAAGAGAGGGCAGUCAGCGUAAUGUCCACUCACACCGGUCUCUCCGGGGGAUCGGGUGGGUCAGUGGGGUCUAUGGGGUCCACUGUGUGUCCUCACUGUGGCGGGUGUGACCAUAGCUCCAGCCCUGCAUCCUGCCCUUCACAGAGGUCACAGCGAUCUAAAUGUGAAGAGGUGAGGUCAGGGAGCGGACUCUCGGGUGGCUCAGAUGAGUCCGGUUUUUCUCAGAGGACCAACAGGUCCAACUGUACCCACUACUACCAAGAGGGCCGAGCAGCCAGCAGAAUGUCACACCUGUCUCUGCCCGAGGAGGGAGAAGAUACAGGGAAGGAGGGAGAGUUGGAGGUUGGCGAGAAGAGAGAAGAGGGGGAGAAAGAGGAGAGAGCAGCCAGUGCCCUCUCAGCCAAAUCCUUCUCUUCAGUCAAGGGCAGGAACUCCAGAACCUCCCAUAAAUCUAAGGCUUCAGAAUCCCUUGCAGACAUGGAGGAAGAGAUGGAGGAAGAGAUGGAGGAACAGAUGGAGGGAGAGAUGGAGGAAGAGAUGGAGGAAGAGAUGGAGGAAGAGAUGGAGGGAGAAGUGGAAGACAGAAGAGAGCAGAGACCAGCAAGCGCCAUGUCAGCUAAAUCUAACCUCUCAGUAAAGUCCAACAGGUCCCAUAAGUCCUAUGGCAGCAAAACUGAAUGGGCACCUUCCCCCAACUUACCAGAGGCACCAGCUACUGACGAGGUGGGAGAGGAGAGACCAGCAAGUGCCAUGUCAACUAAAUCAAACCUCUCAGCCAAGUCUAGCAGGUCUCAUAAGUCCACCUGUAGCAAAACAGAUGGGUCCACAAACGUUUCCGCGAGGGAAGCAUCUCCCAGAUCAGAACCAGAAGCUGCUGAGGAUACAGGAGCAGCAGAGACAGAGGACAGAGAAGCCAGUGUUAUGUCAGAUAAAACCAGUGUUUCAGCAAAGUCCAGCAGAUGUCAUAAGUCUACGUUUAGUCAGAGUGUUAAGGCUGUUUCUGUCAGCUGUGACACACCUGAAGUCCCUGGUGUUAAGACAACCGGGGAAGGUGAAGAGGCAGAAGAGGGCGAGAAAACAGAGGAGAGGGCAGAGAGCUCCAUGUCCGCUAAAUCCAACCUCUCAGCAAAGUCCAGCAGGUCCCAUAAGUCCACCUACAGCAAAGCAGAACAGGCCCCUUCCCCCAACUCAGAGGCGCCAGAAACUGAACCUGGUGUAGAUGAGGAGGGAGAGGAGAGAGCAGCGAGCGCCAGGUCAACUAAAACCAGCGAUUCCGCAAAGUCCAGCAGGUCCCAUAAGUCUACCCGUAAAGCUACCUCUCCAAAGCCAGCCGCUUGUGAAACACCAGUCAACGAUCCAGCAGAGAACACAGAGGAACAGAGAGCAGCCGUGUCAGGUGAAAUCAGGGCUUCUGUCAGGUCUAGCAGGUCUCACAAGUCUACCUGUAGUAGGAGUGCUAGGGCUGAGACACCUGUUGCUAAAGACAUCCCUGCUAUUGAAACAACAGAAGGAGAUGAGAAUGGAUCUGCUGCUGCUGCAGGAGACACAGAGGAGAGACCGGCAAGCACCACGCCAGCUAAAAUGAACGCUUCAGUUAAGUCUAGCAGAUCUCAUAAGUCUACCAAACCUUCAGAGAGGGUUGUCUCUUCCAGCUUUAAAGGGGCUAACAUCCUGGCUAUUGAAACAACAGUGAAGUCUAGCAGAUCUCAUAAGUCCACCUGCAGCAAAGCAGAACGGGCCUCUUCCCCCAACUCACCAGCUGAACUUGCCCCUUCUCCCAACUCACCAGAGGUACCAGCUUCUGCUGUAGAUGAGGAGGGAGAGCGAGCAGCGAGUACCGUGUCUGCUAAAACCAGUGCUUCAGCAAAGUCCAGCAGAUCUCACAAGUCGACCUGCAGUAGGAAAGUCAGGGCUGAGACACCAGGGACUAAAAACAUCCCGGUUAUUACGACGACAGGGGGAGAGGAGACGGUUGACGAUACAAUUGUUGCUGGAGACACAGAGGAGAGACCAGCGAGCGCCAUCUCAGCUAAAACCAGUGCUUCAGUCAAGUCCAGCAGGCUUCAUAAAUCUACCUGCAGCAGGAGGGCUGAGAAUCCAAGCUCUAAACCAGCCGAUGUCCCUGUUAUUGAAACAACAGGAGGAGACGAGGUCGGAGAGGAGAAAGAGAGAGCAGCCAGUGCCAUGUCAGCUAAAUCUAACACUUCAGCAAAGUCCAGCAGGUCUAACAGGUCCACCUGUAAUGGAAGCACUAAAGCGGUCUCUCCAGCGGCUCAAGAUAUUCCCGCUAUUGAGACGACAGGUGAAAAAGAGCAGGGGGACAAAGAGGAAGAGAUAUCUGAGGAGAGACCGGCUAGUGCGAUGUCAGCUAAAUCAACCACUUCUGACAAGUCCACCAGCUCUCAUAAGUCCAGCAGUAGUAGAAGGGCUAAAACGCAAGCUGAUGUCCCUGUUGUUGAGACCACCGGAGGAGACGAGAAGGGAGAGGGGACAGAGAGACCAGCGAGUGCCAUGUCGACUAAAUCCAACGUUUCAGCAAAGUCCAGCAGGUCUCACAAGUCCACCUGUAAUAGUGGAAGCUGUAGAGCGGUCUCUCCAGCACCUAAAACAGCAGACGUCCCAGCCAUUGAGACAACAGGGAUUGACAGUGAGGGAGAGAAAACAGAGGAGAGACCAGUUAGCGCCAUGUCGGCUAAAUCUCACGUCUCAGCUAAGUCCAGUACAUCUAAUAAGUCUAAUGGGAGUAACAGAAGUAUGUUUCCUCACCUGAUUAAAGAGAGAGGUGAGAGAGGUGUUAGACCUGUCCCCAGCACGACAGGAGAUGACCUUGAGACAGACAGUGUGAAAUCUGCCAUGAGCACAAAACUCAAAAGUAAAGCAGAUUCCUACCCUAUCAGACCCCUCUCCAGAACAUCACAGAUCAGCGCUGAACCUACCAAUCAAACACUGCCUGCCACCACCGAGACAACCAAUGAGGAGUCUCAAAGUCAAGCCGCCAGCAAGGCUGCAGACAGAGUUGAUGAGGAGAAAGCAGAUGAGGAGAAAGCGCCUAGCGUACGCUCCAAGAGACCUGCUAAAGCAGCUGGAGACUCCAGGCCUGCGUCGGCUUCCUCCGCACGCUCCACCAGGUCAAAGGUGAAAGUUGAGAAAGCCAGCGAUGCCCAGGAGGAGGAGAGUCCAAAUACAAGCGCCUCCGACUUCCUGCAAGUGAAAGGUCAAGGUCACCGAGUCAAAGCUCAGAGUGACACAGGCAGCGGUCGCUCUGUGAAGACGGUGAUAGAAAGGAAGUCCAGACCAAAGUCACCGCGAGCGAGAGACUCUCCCUCCCCGUCCCCCAGUCCCACCAUUCAAUUGGAGACGGCCAGCAUCAGUGACAGCCUCCUCUCCCAGUUCCUGUCAGCUGCUGACAUGCUCAAGGGGAACAUGGCCGCCGUGCGCCCCUCCAGCCCUGCAGGGUCAAAGGUUAGCCUCACUGAGAGUGGGAAGAGUGGACAGAGCCGGAGGAGCAGGAAACCCAAACAGGAAGAGGCAGAGUUAGAGAUGCUGGAUCUCCUCUGUCUGCCUAACACCUUGCCCAACGACGUUGUCAGUGAUUGGCUGAGAGGCAUACCUGCCGACGGCGGUAUGGAUAACCCUGAAGACGAGAUGAACAAGGGAAUUGAGGAGACAGAAGGAGAGGAAGCCGUGGAGAAAGGAGGGGAAACGGAAGGACAGGAAGGAGACGAGACUACGGAGAAACAAGAACCGGUUGAGACCACAGUGCUGGAGCAGGAGAACACGGCUGAAACAAGACAACAGGAAGAGGAAGUGGAGCAGGAAAAAACAGCUGAAAUAGGACAACAGGAAGAGGAAUUGAAGCAGGAGAACACAACUGAAGCAGGACAACAGGAAGAGGAACAGGAGAACACAGCUGAACCAGGACAACAGGAAGAAGAAGAGGAAGUGAAUGAGGCUGCAGAGCACCCAGAGGAAGAGGUGAAAGAAGAGGAGGAAGAGAGAGGAGAGGAGGAGGGAGCAGCAGUGGAGCAAGAGAAGGAAGAAAAAGAAGAAGAGAGGGAGGAGAGAGGAGAAGAGGGGGGCGAGUGCUCUGAGUGCGCUGGCUUCUGCCCUGACCCAGCCCCGCCCACCAAUGACAUCACUUUCUCUCGUCCUCGCCACCUGUUCCUCAGUAAAGAAUCAGAGCUGCCUCGGAGCUGCCACUCAUCUGUGGCAGUAAUGAAGGUUCUACUGAGCCCUACACUGGGCCGAUGCAGCUCCCUACCCGAGAUAAGUCCUGUGUACGGACGCAGACUGAGCUCCUCUGCUAAAGGUCUGCUGGACUGUCUGGCCCAGCUGCAGCUCAUCGACCCGCACUCUCUUCCAGCUGCAGAUCCAAGCCCUGACAGGGACCAGCGAUACCAAGAGGUCAUGGAUAUACUAGAGUCACUGUGGCUGUCUAAGCCCAACCCCGGGAAGGGGAAAGAGGGAGAGGCAGAGGGAAAGGAGAGGUUGAAAGACUCUGGUGUGGACCUGAGCAGUGGCUCAGCAGGGUCGGGGGGUUCUGGGAAAGGCAAACAAGAUGAAACAGCGGGUGACAUCACUCCCAUUGCGGAGAGAGAGGAAGAGGGAGGGGAGGGGGAGGCAGGAGAGACAGAGGAAAAGGAAGGGGAGGCAGGAGAGACAGAGGAAGGAGAGGGGGAGGCAGGAGAGACAGAGGAAGGAGAGACAGAGGAAGGAGUAGGAGAGACAGGGGGAGAGGGAGGAGAUGGAGAGACAGAGGGAGAGACAGAGGGAGGGGAAGGAGCAUCACCAGAGCUGCUUUCAGACACGGCCACCCCAGACAUCGCCAGCCGAGUACAGAGCAGUCCAGGGGAGGAUGAGGCGAUCUCAGAGUCGCCCGCAGGGAGAGGUGAGAUGCUGCAGACCCCUGAGAGCCUCAGAGCCCCAAGAAGCCCAUCCUCCUCAAACAGCACGGCCUAUAAGUCCCCCACUGACAUAGAGAGAGACACCCCGGAGGACACCACCAGCUCAGGGACACCUCCGUCAGUCCAGCGAGCGCUGCUCACCAAGCGUGUCUCCCAGGACCCUGACCCGGUCUGGGUUCUCAACCUGCUGAAGAAGCUGGAGAAACAGUUUAUGACCCACUACGUCGACGCCAUGGCUGAGUUCAAGGUGCGUUGGGACCUAGACAACAAUGUGAUGUUGGACACUAUGAUCACUGAGCUGAGAGACGAGGUGAAGAAGAGGAUCCAGACGAGCAUUGAUCGUGAGCUGAGGAAGAUCCGGGGGCGUGCGGGGCGGGGGGGCGUGCCGCGCCCUCCUAUCCUGUCCCGGGAUUCAACUGUUACAGACCAGAGGAGGCGGAGGUUAAAGGUCAUGAAGGUUCAGUCAGUGAACAAGAGUGACGGGGAGCAGGGUUCGGGGGCGGAUGUGAGUGACCAGCGCAGCGAGGGUGAGGAUGAGUACUGUCCCUGCGACGCCUGCAUACGGAAGAAGGCGGAUGUCCAACAAAUCAAAAUGGAGGCUGUGGUCGCCACAGCGCCGGUGAUAAUGGCGUUUGAUCUGCGUAAGAUCCUGCUGAUGAAGAAAGACCCAAAGCCUCUUGCGCCCUCUAGCCCCACGGAGGGGGAGGACAAUGAGCGCCUGGAAUUGGAGGAGAAGAAAGAGGAAGAGGAGGGUGUGAAUCUAGAGGUGGUACACAAAGACGAGGAAGAGGAGGAGACCAAGGAGGAUAUUAUACCAACUGUUGUCAUAGAGGAAGCUAUCCCUGAGGAGGAAGAGGAAGGAGUGACUGAGGGAGAGGAGGGAGAGGAGGAAGCACAGGAGAGUGAUGGAGCUGAGUCUGUGAUGGGGGAAGUAGAGGAGGAGAUAGCUGAGGAAAUAGCUGAGGAGAUAGAGGCUGAAGAACAGGAGGAGGAUGGAGUGGUGGAGGGAACAGAGGAGGAGGAAGGAGAGAUGGGAGGUGAAAUUUCAGGAGGAGAUGGCGUGGAGGGGGCGCAGACUGGAGGGGGGGAGGAGUUAGUAGAAGGGGAGGAGGAAGGAGCAGGGGACGCUGAAGCAGUGCAGGAGGAUCAAGCAGGAGGAGCUGAAAACACUGUUGAUGGACCAGCAGAGGGGGAUGAGGUGGAAAAAGAAGAGGAAGAAGAGAAUGAAAACACAGCAGGAGAGACAAGUGGAGAGGAGGAGGGAGAGACGGGAGCAGAGGGAGAGACUCCUGAGGAAGGCACAGAGGGCAAUGUGGGGGCGGAGGAUGCUGUGGAGGAGUUGAAUCCUGAAGAAGAGAAUGAAGAGGUGAAAGAGGGAAACAGAGAAAUCCCCCUGAUAAGCCAGAUGACCAGAACCUCUGUGGAGUCCCAGCCAGGAUCUAUGGAGAACACAGUUUCACCAAUGCGCUCUUUAACCCCCAUAGAGACCAAGGAAACCGGCUCUGAUGGACACAAGAUGGCGUCUGCAGGUGAGGGGUCUGGGGGGAAAGGCCAGAGGAGGAGCCGAUCUCCAGCCAGAGCCAAACGCAGGAAACCCAAAGAGAGCGAUGUAGAACUAGAUGAUCUAGAAAUGUAA
Salvelinus fontinalis (brook trout) is the source of this 8613-nucleotide messenger RNA. It is a transcript of the gene rp1l1a, whose product is annotated as rp1 like 1a. The record is from RefSeq and is a predicted model, not a curated record. Gene Ontology annotation, biological process: intracellular signal transduction; photoreceptor cell development; retina development in camera-type eye. Lineage: Eukaryota; Metazoa; Chordata; Actinopteri; Salmoniformes; Salmonidae. The transcript has 11 exons. The coding region runs from base 10 to 8613 and encodes 2867 amino acids. Gene Ontology annotation, cellular component: axoneme.